AUCAUGACGCAACGCUCAGCCACUGUUACAUAUGCUUCCAUUAAGCAGCCAGGUGUUUGUAAUAAUGCAAGAAAGAAACUGAUAGCCAAAAGUAAGAAAGCAAUGUCUAGGCAUUCCAGUAGUCGGCAAACGGUGGAGGCUGCACCGCCGAGACUGAUUCGGGUAGAUCGGCGGGCGAGCUUGGAGAAAAAGCUACCUACCAUUAAAGAAGAUGAAUGUAGCAGUGGUGAUCAGCUUCAAAGCUUCAAUGGAAAUCGCACUGUAUCUUCUUCUGCCAAGACCCUUUACAGUACGAAACAUCAUGCUUGUAAUUAGUCGACUCGUGACAAAAAUCAAUAAAGAAUGGCAAUUUUUUUUUUGUA
Messenger RNA from Cynara cardunculus var. scolymus (artichoke), 362 nucleotides. RefSeq lists its product as uncharacterized. The record is from RefSeq and is a predicted model, not a curated record. The transcript is spliced from 2 exons. Bases 4 to 315 code for a protein of 103 amino acids. NCBI's taxonomy places the organism in Eukaryota, Viridiplantae, Streptophyta, Magnoliopsida, Asterales, Asteraceae.